Dicentrarchus labrax (European seabass) is the source of this 487-nucleotide messenger RNA. RefSeq names its product transmembrane protein 258 (gene tmem258). Lineage: Eukaryota; Metazoa; Chordata; Actinopteri; Moronidae. Gene Ontology annotation, biological process: protein N-linked glycosylation. The transcript has 4 exons. The coding region runs from base 106 to 345 and encodes 79 amino acids. Gene Ontology annotation, cellular component: membrane-bounded organelle. The record is from RefSeq and is a predicted model, not a curated record.
ACGUCAACUGCACGUCAUCACGUCGCGAAGAAACCAGGAAGAGCUAGUCAGUACGUGGCCUUUUCAUCUUGGAUCGCAGGAAAAGGAGCUCCCCUUCAUUACAAAAUGGAACUCGAGGCUAUGACCAGAUACACCAGUCCGGUGAACCCGGCUGUGUUCCCCCACCUCACUGUCGUCCUGCUGGCCAUCGGCAUGUUCUUCACUGCCUGGUUCUUCGUCUAUGAGGUGACGUCAACAAAAUACACAAGGGACGUCUACAAGGAGCUGCUCAUCUCCCUCGUGGCGUCGCUUUUCAUGGGCUUUGGUGUGCUGUUCCUACUACUCUGGGUUGGCAUCUAUGUAUGAAGUUUUCGGGUGACUGACUUAAAAGAAUGACACAUUCCAGUGGAACCAAGGACAGCACCAACUGGAUUUAAUUGGACUGCACUGACAAUAUUCUGGUUUUCUGAUUUUGUUUUCUUUUCACAAGUAAAGGGGAUUUGUAAAA